AUGAUGGCGAGCCGAUUGUCGGUCUCCCCGCCGGGGGCGUCGGUCUCCCCGCCGGGGGCGUCGGUCUCCCCGCCGGGGGCGUCGGUCUCCCCGCCGGGGGCGUCGGUCUCCCCGCCGGCGGCGUCGGUCUCCCCGCCGGCGGCGUCGGUCUCCCCGCCGGCGGGCGUCGGUCUCCCCGCCGGCGGGCGUCGGUCUCCCCGCCGGCGGGCGUCGGUCUCCCCGCCGGCGGGCGUCGGUCUCCCCGCCGCGGGCGUCGGUCUCCCCGCCGCGGGCGUCGGUCUCCCCGCCGCGGGCGUCGGUCUCCCCGCCGCGGGCGUCGGUCUCCCCGCCGCGGGCGUCGGUCUCCCCGCCGGGGGCGUCGGUCUCCCCGCCGGGGGCGUCGGUCUCCCCGCCGGGGGCGUCGGUCUCCCCGCCGCGGGCGUCGGUCUCCCCGCCGCGGGCGUCGGUCUCCCCGCCGCGGGCGUCGGUCUCCCCGCCGCGGGCGUCGGUCUCCCCGCCGCGGGCGUCGGUCUCCCCGCCGCGGGCGUCGGUCUCCCCGCCGCGGGCGUCGGUCUCCCCGCCGCGGGCGUCGGUCUCCCCGCCGCGGGCGUCGGUCUCCCCGCCGCGGGCGUCGGUCUCCCCGCCGCGGGCGUCGGUCUCCCCGCCGCGGGCGUCGGUCUCCCCGCCGCGGGCGUCGGUCUCCCCGCCGCGGGCGUCGGUCUCCCCGCCGCGGGCGUCGGUCUCCCCGCCGCGGGCGUCGGUCUCCCCGCCGCGGGCGUCGGUCUCCCCGCCGCGGGCGUCGGUCUCCCCGCCGGGGGCGUCGGUCUCCCCGCCGGGGGCGUCGGUCUCCCCGCCGCGGGCGUCGGUCUCCCCGCCGCGGGCGUCGGUCUCCCCGCCGCGGGCGUCGGUCUCCCCGCCGCGGGCGUCGGUCUCCCCGCCGCGGGCGUCGGUCUCCCCGCCGCGGGCGUCGGUCUCCCCGCCGCGGGCGUCGGUCUCCCCGCCGCGGGCGUCGGUCUCCCCGCCGCGGGCGUCGGUCUCCCCGCCGCGGGCGUCGGUCUCCCCGCCGCGGGCGUCGGUCUCCCCGCCGCGGGCGUCGGGUCUCCCCGCCGCGGGCGUCGGUCUCCCCGCCGCGGGCGUCGGUCUCCCCGCCGCGGGCGUCGGUCUCCCCGCCGCGGGCGUCGGUCUCCCCGCCGCGGGCGUCGGUCUCCCCGCCGCGGGCGUCGGUCUCCCCGCCGCGGGCGUCGGUCUCCCCGCCGCGGGCGUCGGUCUCCCCGCCGCGGGCGUCGGUCUCCCCGCCGCGGGCGUCGGUCUCCCCGCCGCGGGCGUCGGUCUCCCCGCCGCGGGCGUCGGUCUCCCCGCCGCGGGCGUCGGUCUCCCCGCCGCGGGCGUCGGUCUCCCCGCCGCGGGCGUCGGUCUCCCCGCCGCGGGCCGCCGGCGGCGUCGGUCUCCCCGCCGGCGGCGUCGGUCUCCCCGCCGGCGGCGUCGGUCUCCCCGCCGGCGGCGUCGGUCUCCCCGCCGGCGGCGUCGGUCUCCCCGCCGCGGGCGUCGGUCUCCCCGCCGCGGGCGUCGGUCUCCCCGCCGGCGGCGUCGGUCUCCCCGCCGGCGGCGUCGGUCUCCCCGCCGGCGGCGUCGGUCUCCCCGCCGGCGGCGUCGGUCUCCCCGCCGGCGGCGUCGGUCUCCCCGCCGCGGGCGUCGGUCUCCCCGCCGGCGGCGUCGGUCUCCCCGCCGGCGGCGUCGGUCUCCCCGCCGGCGGGCGUCGGUCUCCCCGCCGGCGGGCGUCGGUCUCCCCGCCGGCGGGCGUCGGUCUCCCCGCCGGCGGGCGUCGGUCUCCCCGCCGCGGGCGUCGGUCUCCCCGCCGCGGGCGUCGGUCUCCCCGCCGCGGGCGUCGGUCUCCCCGCCGCGGGCGUCGGUCUCCCCGCCGCGGGCGUCGGUCUCCCCGCCGGGGGCGUCGGUCUCCCCGCCGGGGGCGUCGGUCUCCCCGCCGGGGGCGUCGGUCUCCCCGCCGGGGGCGUCGGUCUCCCCGCCGGGGGCGUCGGUCUCCCCGCCGGGGGCGUCGGUCUCCUGUGA
Molecule: messenger RNA, 2046 nt
Organism: Schistocerca serialis cubense
Lineage: Eukaryota; Metazoa; Arthropoda; Insecta; Orthoptera; Acrididae
Product: elastin-like
Exons: 4
Coding region: 1-2046 (681 amino acids)
Source: RefSeq, a predicted model, not a curated record